UCGAAAUCCAUCUCCAUCGCGCCUAAACCCCAGAGGGAGAGACGAAGUCCAACGGCGGAGGGAGAGUUGGGAACCAUGGCUGCCCUUCCUAGCUUGCAGCACUGCUGGCGGAUUGUCCCGGGCGACGAAGGAUGGACGUUUGAGGCGUUUGAAUUCCCGCCACCGCCCCCUGCUGAACCACCUUCUGCUGACGAUCCCUCGCGAUUGCCCUCCAUGGCCGAUCUUCUCCUCCAAGCGUCUCCAGCCAUUUUUUGCGACGUCUCGGGCGGUGCUUCCGUGAAAGAUGCCGUCGACGAGGGGGGAGGUGGCCAGAUGUUCCGGACGGGCGGAGGUGGCCAGAUGUUCCGGACGGGCUCCGGGAAGCCCGUGGCCGUAAUGGAGUCUUCGAUCAGUAGAGCGAUUGCCGUUCUUGGACAGGGUGGAAUGCUAGCCGCUGAAGGUCAAGCAAGCUGCAGUGCAUCUUAUGCAGACUCCUCUUUCUCAUGUUCACUCUUUCAAUCAGGAUCAGGAAAAACCAUAAAACUAUCUUCUAAAAGCUUGAGCAGAGCUAGUAAUCUCUUGUCAGACAAUAAAGAAAACUUCUCUCACUCCCAAAAAUGUGAACCCAUUCUAAAUCAUGUUUGUGAUAUUGGGCAGCACACGUGGGAUGGUGGCGGAAAUUUGGUGGACAAGUAUCUUGUGAAUGCAGGGGAGGAGACAACGUGCAACACUAAGCCUUUGAUUACUGUCUCUGGUCAUAAACGUCAACUAACUGGUCCGACAUGUAUGUAUUUAUCAGAAAAGCAAUCAGAUGCAGAUGUAUGUACUAAAACUAUGGGCUGUGGAAUGAAGAACUUUGCUCCUAAAGAGCCACAAAUAAAGAUCCAAACCGCUGGUGGAAGAUCUUUAUCAGUGUCUGGUGAUGCACUGAAACGGGCAAUGAAUCUUCUUGGUGGUUCAGAAUUUGGGAUUCAAUCCUGUAACAUGAAUUCUGGUGAUUCUUUAUGUUUUUCUUCUUCUGAGAAGCGGGACUUCAACAUGACCUCAUGCAGCAAAGAAAACAUCCCUUUGAUUCCUAUCUUCAAACCAAAAUGUGCAAUAAAUGAAGGUUUGACAGAGAAAAUGCAGCCUUGUUUCGGAACUCCUACUCAGUCAAACCCAUUCAGGCCUGCUUCUAAUCUUAAUUCCACUGGUGGCAUCAGAGAGCGCAUUGGUGCUAGCGAUGACAUCUGCAAGCACACUGAAAGGGAAAGAGCACCUCUUCUGGGGGAUACAUCUUAUUCAAAGGAGCUUCCUAUUAAUUCUCCCAUGCAGGACAAAUUACAAGGGGUGGAUGGUAGUCCAGGAAAGCAACAAAACAGUCCAUUUGUAGAUAUUUUAAAUGACAACCAUGGAGAAUCCACUGUUCCUCCUUUUGGAUUACUUUCAGCUUAUUCUUGCAAGCCAUCUCCAAAUGGUGGAAAGAGAAGGUUGGGAAGGAGAAGUUCUAUAUCUCCUUUCAAACAGCCACGACAGUCGAGGUUCUUUGCUCCUCUGUUGAAUGGCUUCCCUUGCAAGGAUGCACAGAUACAGUCUGUUUUGUCAUGUGCUGAUGCCAAAGCAACCAAAAGUAGUAUCUCUUCCCACUAUCCUUUUCAGCAGAAGCGGAAAAGCUUGCUUGAAUUCUUUCAACUGCCUCCACAUCACUGCUCCUUGGCAGAAAAUUUACCAGAUAAAGUGAAGCAUAUGAGUGCGGAGACUGCAGCUAGGUUUACAUUCAGUGCUGAAUCUGCUUCUUUGCAAGUUGGUUCAGAAGUGCUCUGGAAGAUGCUAAUCGAGUCAGGAGCUUCCCCAAUGAGUUGUAGUAAAGAAUGGACAGCUAACCACUACAAGUGGAUAGUGUGGAAACUUGCUGCCCUUGAAAGAUGUUAUCCGGCUCAAGUUGGAAGGACAUUAUUGACAGUAGCUAACAUCCUUGAGGAAUUGAAAUACAGAUAUGAGAGAGAAGUAAAUCAUGGACACAGAUCAGCAAUUAAGAAAAUCUUGGAGGGUGAUGCAUUAUGUUCUUCAAUGAUGAUUUUAUGUAUUUCUGCUGUUCAUUACAGUCCGUACAAAAAACUUGAAACAUUAGACAAACCUAAGGAUAAACCCAGCAGUUCAACCUCUAUUGAUGAUUUGGCUAACCCAGUCAAACAUGAAGUAGCCAAAAUUGAACUAACUGAUGGAUGGUACUCUGUGAAUGCUGUUCUGGAUGUGCCCUUGUCCAGGCAACUUGCUUUGGGGAAGCUUUUUAUAGGACAGAAACUUCGGGUUUGUGGGGCUAGCUUAUGUGGCUGGGUUGCACCUGUGGGUCCUCUUGAGGCUGGUGGUAAUGUUGCACUAUCACUCCAUAUAAAUGGAACUUUUCGGACACAUUGGGCUGAAAGGCUAGGAUUUUGCAAAGGUUACAGAAACCCACUGUCAUUUAGAUGCAUCAAUGUCAAUGGAGGUGCAGUUCUAAGGACGUUAGUUGGUGUCACGCGGUUGUAUCCACUUUUGUAUAAGGAAAGGCUCCAACAAGGUGGCUCAGUCAUUAGGUCAGAAAGAACAGAAUCUAAAAUGCUGCAGAUAUACAAACAAAGCAUGGUUGCGGAAGGAAUUAUGUCAGAGUUGUACGGUGAAAACUUUGGUUCAUCUGAUGUUGCUGAAGAUGAAAGCGAAGGAGCGAAAAUCUUUAAGCUGCUUGAGACAGCUGCAGAGCCUGACAUACUAAUGGAAACUUUGACUGAGCAACAGCUUGUUGCUUACAAAAAUUAUCAGUCAAAGCAGGAGGAGAGGCGCAAUUCUGAGAUUAAAAAAAGGGUUGAGAUGGCACUUGAUGGUGCUGGUCUGAGGUCAAGAGAGGUCACACCCUUUCUAAGGGUACAGGUAGUUGGCAUGACUCCCAGGAAUUCCAACAUCACAAGGCCUUGUAGGAGAGGUCUAAUUACAAUCUGGGAACCAACUGAGAAGCAGCUUUUGGAUCUAGAAGAAGGGCAAGUAUAUUCAGUUACAGGCUUGGUUCCUGUUAGUCUAAAUAAUGAUGUUCUUCAGCUACAGACAAGAGGCUCCAGAACCAAGUGGGAGUGCCUGCAGCAAUCAGCUCGUGGAAAUUUUGAGCCCUUUUUCAGUCCUCGGAAAUCAAUAUCACUGUCAAACAUAGGUGAAGUACCUAUUUCCAGUGAAUUUGAUAUUGCAGGGGUCAUUGUGUAUGUUGGGGAGCUCUAUUUAUCUGGCAACCAUAAGAAGCAAUGGGUCUUCCUAACAGAUGGAUCCAUAUUAGACUGUAUAAAUUCUCCAAACAGUUUGCUUGCUAUAAGCUUUUCUUUGUCGAUCACGGAUGCAGAGUCUUGUGCACCAUUACACAGCGCUCUUACAGGGUCCACCGUUGUAUUCUGUAAUCUCAUCAAAAGAGUGCGAGAUCAAGCAGAUCAGCUCUGGGUUGCCGAGGCAACAGAGUAUUCAACUUAUUCCUUCUCUUGUAGUUCUCCUGGACUCUCGCAUCUUAAAGAGGCUGCUGACUCUGUUAGCAAGUGGUCAAGGAUGUCUUCAGUGGAGAUUGAGAAGCUGAGGGAGAGGGUUCUUGGAAUUAUCGGUUUUUGAGAGAGAUGGUUCCAGGAGUUGUAUAUUCGUCCGUCCUCCACCCUUCGCUUUUCCAAGGAAUUCCAGUACUGGUGCAAAUCGGCUAGGUUUCCAGGCAAUUCCAGUUACGGGUGUCUUCCUCCGAUAUCGUUCAAGUGCAUAUUCGUUUGGCGACAAAAGUAGCGUAAGCUGAAGGAUCUCUUAGUUCAUUUUGUUCAGGUAUCUCCCUGCAUCUUCCAGCUUCUCUUUUCUUACUGGAAAGCCUGUUGCUAACUUUUCUUGAAAUAUUGUUGCCUGUAAAUUUCAAAUGUUUAUGUAAAGAACGUUGUCCCAUCCAUCCGUCGUCAAUAUCCUUGGGGAGUAACUCAUUCAUGAGUUACGGAAAUUAGCUUGAGCAUUGAGCUUAAUGUUAAAAUCGGUUUCUCAAUUGAAUCGACCAGCAAAAUGGUUCAGUGAAUCGGCUGAAUCAAAUUGGCAUCGUUUAUGAGUUGUAUCCAAGUUAAAAUGAUCUCU
This is a messenger RNA of Nymphaea colorata (pocket water lily), 4071 nucleotides long. RefSeq names its product protein BREAST CANCER SUSCEPTIBILITY 2 homolog A-like. The record is from RefSeq and is a predicted model, not a curated record. The transcript has 21 exons. Gene Ontology annotation, biological process: regulation of DNA-templated transcription; double-strand break repair via homologous recombination. The coding region runs from base 76 to 3579 and encodes 1167 amino acids. Lineage: Eukaryota; Viridiplantae; Streptophyta; Magnoliopsida; Nymphaeales; Nymphaeaceae.